AUGUCUGAUAUGACUACGUCAACUGCGAGCGUAACGACCACAACGGCUAGUGUAGGACGACGCAAGCGUUUUGCGGAGACGGUCGUCGUAACCGUUGUCAGCGACGAGCCCUACGACAACUCCAAAAACGUUUUCCAUCUGAAUCGUGCCAAUGACUUGUCCGAUAUUGCCAGCUCUCAAGGCAUCAAAUAUUCCAAGGAGGACGUGCUGCAGAAAAUCAAAAAUCAGGCGGGCAAUUUCGCCGUCGAGUACACAAUUAUGAGCGAUGUGGACUGUUAUGCGCUACGUAAUUUUAUCGUCAAUGCCAAAAAGCGGACCACACACUUCAGCUACGCUACGGUUGAAUGCGACGACGGCGAGUUUGUGAUAUGA
This is a messenger RNA of Cooperia oncophora, 372 nucleotides long. The record is from the annotation of a GenBank genome assembly. Lineage: Eukaryota; Metazoa; Nematoda; Chromadorea; Rhabditida; Trichostrongylidae.